AUCAGACGAGGAAGGAAAGGGGGCUGAUUCUGGAAGCCAUUACGCCAGUGUCGCAGGGUGGAGGCCGUUGAGCGGGGCUUGCUGGGUGGCUGCGGGCCAUGGCGUCGCCCCCGGCUCCCCCGGCCAAGAAGCGGAAGAUGAACUUCUCGGAGCGGGAGGUGGAGAUCAUCGUGGAGGAGCUGGAGCGCGGCAAGCACCUCCUCAUCAACCACUUCAACGCGGGCGUACCGCUGGCCGCCAAGGCCGCCGCCUGGCACGACAUCCUGCGGCGCGUCAACGCCGUCGCCACCUGCCACCGUGAGCUGCCCGAAGUGAAGAAGAAAUGGUCCGACCUCAAGACCGAGGUGCGGCGCAAAGUGGCCCAAGUGCGAGCUGCCAUGGAAGGGGGGAGCGAGAGCCAGAACGGUGGCGGUGCCGGGACGGAGGGCGAGGACCCAAGCGGUGCCACGGCUGCUCCCGUCAUCCUCACCCCCAUGCAACAGCGCAUCUGCAACCUGCUGGGAGAGGCCACCAUCAUCAGCUUGCCCAGCGGGGACUGCGGGGCGGCCGAUGGGACCGAGAUCCCCAUCACUGCCUCCACCACCACCGUCACGCUGACCCAGAUUCCUGCAGAGACAACUUACCACAGUCUGGAGGAUGGGGUCGUGGAGUACUGCACAACAGAAGCCCCCGCCACCGUUACUGCCGAAGCACCCUUGGAGAUGAUGGCACAUCAACACGAAGUAUCUGCAAAACCCCAGGAGCUGAAAAGCCGCAUUGCUCUGAACUCAGCGAAGCUCCUGCAGGAGCAGCGAGUGACCAACUUGCACGUGAAGGAGAUCGCCCAGCACCUGGAGCAGCAGAAUGACUUGCUUCAGAUGAUCCGUCGCUCUCAGGAGGUGCAGGCAUGUGCGCAGGAGCGCCAGGCUCAAGCCAUGGAAGGAACACAGGCUGCACUGAGUGCCCUCAUCCAGGUCCUCCGCCCCAUGAUUAAGGACUUCCGUCGAUUUUUGCAGAGCAAUACACCCAGUCCUUCGGUGGCCGCUGACCCCGGCCAGACUGGGCAGCAAGAUGGCAUUAUCCAGUGAAAGAAACAGCAGUGGGACUUCUUUAUUGGUAAAAAAUCUGCCCCUGCUGCCAUUGGACACGGAGUAAGGGGUGCUGGCUCUUGUCAGUGUGAAAUGGCUCGCCUUGGAGCCUUGCUGAGCCCCAACGGCUUUCUUCUCUGCUAAUCUUAUGCUAAUCUGCCUUUUCAGACCCAUCGUACAGAGCAGAAGCAGGAGAUUUAAUAAACAAGGAACCUAACCUCGGUUGCUUUAGUUCCUCAGAAAAAUAGAUUUGUUU
Lagopus muta (rock ptarmigan) is the source of this 1323-nucleotide messenger RNA. RefSeq names its product nuclear apoptosis inducing factor 1 (gene NAIF1). Lineage: Eukaryota; Metazoa; Chordata; Aves; Galliformes; Phasianidae. The coding region runs from base 99 to 1067 and encodes 322 amino acids. The record is from RefSeq and is a predicted model, not a curated record. The transcript has 3 exons. Gene Ontology annotation, cellular component: nucleus.